GACGCACAUCCCUCGCAGAAGAGCAACAGCUACGCGGAGUUGCCCAAAGUGGACUACACAGAUUCUUCUGCAGAUAGAAGGCGACCUGAUACCCGGCUUUCAUAUCCUCUGCUCGGGGAGACCAGCAGCCGUGGGAUGCGCCUGGACAGAGGUUCGGUGAGGUUAAAGUCGGAUAAAGAAAUGAGACUGGAAGGGUGCAGACUGUAAGCAUCGCUUUCAAAACUCCGGAGGAAUAACGGGACCUGAAUGAAUGUAAAAUAAAGCGUUCGGUUAUUUUGUUUUAUUUAUUUUUUUAUACGGGGCGUAAAGACCCAUCCCCACAUCUGAAGACAUGAGAAUUGGGAGAGGAACAAAAAGCUAGGCUGCGGUGCUCAUUGUUUGAGGCUCCAUCCAUCCAAAGGGUCCAGUCUGCACACCUUUAUUCAUGUUGCAGAAGCCUGUUUUAUGACAAUGGAUUACUUGCUGUGGGUGUGCAGCCUCGUUGUCCCCGUGGUACUGGCUGUAGAAGAAACCCUUAUGGACAGUCGGUGGGCAACAACAGAGCUGGCAUGGACUACGUUCCCAGAGAGCGGGUGGGAGGAAGUGAGCGGCUACGACGACUCCAUGAGCCCAAUCAGAACCUACCAAGUGUGUAAUGUCCGCCAGCCCAGCCAGAACAACUGGCUGAGGACGGACUUUAUCCCCCGUAAGGGCGUGCUGCGCGUCUACGUGGAGCUCAAGUUCUCCGUGAGGGACUGCGCCAGCAUCCCAAACAUCCCCGGCUCCUGCAAGGAGACCUUCAAUCUGUUCUACUACGAGUCCGAGGGGGACGCAGCCACCGACAGUAGCCCCCUGUGGAGGGAGAACCCCUACGUGAAGGUGGAUACCAUCGCCCCGGAUGAGAGUUUCUCCCUCCUGGAGGCGGGUCGGAUCAACACUAAAGUGCGCAGCUUCGGCCCCCUCUCCAGGGCCGGCUUCUACCUGGCCUUCCAGGACCUUGGCGCCUGCAUGUCGCUCAUCUCCGUCAGGGUUUUCUUCAAGAAGUGCUCCACCACAAUUGCCAAUUUUGCCGUCUUCCCCGAGACCGCCACGGGGGCAGAAGCCACCUCCUUAGUGAUCGCCCCGGGGGCCUGCGUCAACAACGCCAUGGAGGUGUCCGUCCCCCUGAAGCUAUACUGCAACGGGGACGGAGAGUGGAUGGUCCCCGUGGGCUCCUGCACCUGCGUGGCCGGAUACGAACCAUCCUCGGACGGAACCCAGUGCCAGGCGAUCCCCAAGGCGCCUCGCAACGUUAUAUCCAGCGUGAAUGAGACCUCGCUGUCCUUGGAGUGGGAGGAACCCGAGGACACGGGCGGGAGGAGCGACCUGGUCUAUAACGUGGUGUGCAAGAAGUGCCUGAGGGACCGCAGCCCCUGCACGCGCUGCGACGACAACGUGGACAUCGCCCCCCGCCGGCUGGGGCUGAGGCAGAGGAAGGUGGUGGUGAGGAACCUGCAGGCCCAUACCCGCUACAGCUUCGAGGUGCAGGCUGUCAACGGGGUCUCUGGGAAGAACCCCAUCCCACCCGUCUACUCCACGGUCAACAUCACCACCAACCAAGCGGCACCUUCAGCAGUGCCCACCGUCCAUCUGAUGCGCUCCACCUCGGACACUCUCAGCCUUUCGUGGCUGCCCCCUGAGAAACCCAACGGGGUCAUCCUCGACUACGAGAUUAAAUACCAUGAAAGAGGCCAGGCGAUGUCCCACACUGUAACAUCCCAGCACAGCUCUGCCAAGGUGGAGGGGCUGAGGGCCGGCUCGCCCUACGUGGUGCAGGUCAGAGCUCGCACUGUUGCCGGAUACGGACGCUACAGCAACCCCAUGGACUUCAGCACGAGCCUUCACAGUGACCCUCAGAAGUCGGUGCAGGACCAGCUGCCUCUCAUCGUCGGCUCGGCCUCCGCGGGUCUGGUGGUCAUUGUUGCGUUGGUGGUCAUUGCUGUGGUCUGCCUUAAGAAGCAGCGCAGCGGCUCGGAGCUGGAGUACACAGAGAAACUGCAGCAAUACAUUUCUCCGGGUGUCAAAGUCUACAUCGACCCAUUCACCUACGAGGACCCCAACGACGCCAUCCACGAGUUCGCCAAAGAGAUAGACAUCUCCUGCGUGAAAAUAGAAGAAGUCAUCGGUGCAGGUGAAUUCGGCGAGGUGUGCCGCGGACGUCUGAAGCAGGCGGGUCGCAGGGAGAUGGUGGUGGCCAUUAAGACGCUGAAAGCCGGCUACACCGAGCGGCAGAGGCGGGACUUCCUGGGCGAGGCCUCCAUCAUGGGCCAGUUCGACCACCCCAACGUGAUCCGGCUGGAGGGGGUCCUGACGCGGAGCUGCCCCGUCCUCAUCAUCACGGAGUUCAUGGAGAACGGAGCACUCGACUCCUUCCUCAGGCUGAACGACGGGCGCUUCACCAUGACGCAGCUGGUGGGGAUGCUGCGUGGAAUCGCCGCGGGGAUGAAGUACCUGUCGGACAUGAACUACGUGCACCGAGACCUGGCCGCCCGCAACAUCCUGGUCAACAGCAACCUGGUCUGCAAGGUUUCCGACUUCGGGCUGUCCCGCUUCCUGGACGACACGUCAGCUGACGCCACUUACACCAGCUCCCUGGGAGGGAAGAUUCCUAUCCGGUGGACGGCGCCAGAGGCCAUCGCCUUCAGGAAGUUCACCUCCGCCAGUGACGUGUGGAGUUACGGCAUCGUCAUGUGGGAGGUGGUGUCCUAUGGGGAGCGGCCAUACUGGGACAUGAGCAACCAGGAU
This is a messenger RNA of Notothenia coriiceps (black rockcod), 2763 nucleotides long. RefSeq names its product ephrin type-B receptor 3-like. The annotation marks the transcript as partial. Gene Ontology annotation, biological process: ephrin receptor signaling pathway; protein phosphorylation; axon guidance. Lineage: Eukaryota; Metazoa; Chordata; Actinopteri; Perciformes; Nototheniidae. Gene Ontology annotation, cellular component: plasma membrane; dendrite. The record is from RefSeq and is a predicted model, not a curated record. The transcript is spliced from 12 exons. Gene Ontology annotation, molecular function: ATP binding; protein binding; transmembrane-ephrin receptor activity.